Aspergillus nidulans FGSC A4 is the source of this 1134-nucleotide messenger RNA. Its product is annotated as C2H2-type zinc finger protein. Gene Ontology annotation, molecular function: RNA polymerase II transcription regulatory region sequence-specific DNA binding. Bases 1 to 1134 code for a protein of 377 amino acids. Gene Ontology annotation, cellular component: nucleus. The transcript has 2 exons. NCBI's taxonomy places the organism in Eukaryota, Fungi, Ascomycota, Eurotiomycetes, Eurotiales, Aspergillaceae. The record is from RefSeq and is a predicted model, not a curated record.
AUGGCCGAUUCUCCUGGCUCCCCCCUCUCCUCCGUUGCCUCCGACGACAUGUCGGACCGCGACGAUCCCAAGCAGGGCGUCUCAACACCAUCAUCUAACAUGCCCCCGUCAAAGCGACGCCGCACCGGCAUGGCUUCCUGGGACCGUAACACACCCGUGUCAACUUCCUUCCAGGAUGAGCUACCUCCGCCUCCGUCCCCGUCGUCUUCUAUAUCGUCCGAUACGUCCGGCGAAAUUCCCAACUCACCCAACACUCUGUCGCUCAUAGGGGCAAACCAAGACGAGGACUACAGCGGGUUCUGCAACGACCAGGUUACCGUGUGCCGAUGGGAAGGAUGUGAUUUUAAAGACCUCGGGAACAUGGACGACUUGGUCCAACACAUCCACAACGAGCAUGUCGGUAGCCGGCAGAAGAAAUAUUCCUGCGAAUGGUCCGAUUGUACUCGGAAGGGUCAAACGCAUGCAAGCGGCUACGCGCUACGUGCGCACAUGAGGAGCCAUACGAGAGAAAAGCCCUUCUACUGCGCGCUCCCUGAAUGUGAUCGCAGUUUCACCCGUUCCGAUGCCCUCGCAAAGCACAUGAGAACCGUACACGAGACUGAGGCCCUGCGCCCGUCUGACCCUGUUCCCAAACGUCACGAUAUCCUCUCGUCCGGCGGCACACCUGUUGGCACCCCAGCCUCCAAGCUCCAGCGCAUCAAACUGAAACUAUCACACCCACCUCGCGACGAUUCAGAGCAAUACAGCGAAGGUGUCAACGACGACACAGCCGGCACUGAGGACCUUGACGAGUUUGAGGUUCCUGAGUUCAGUUCUGACACUGGAUUCGACGACCACGAGCUCGAAAUGAACCCACAUCAGUUAUACAGGCUUCUCCGCAGGCAAAUCCACUGGGCAGAAAAAGAAGGUGCAGAUCUCAAGAGCACUUGGGAGAAAAUUAGACCGAAGAGGAAACAGGCGUGGUUGGAGAAAGAAGCUAUAUUCGAUGACUUGAUGGACGCAGAACUCCGGCUUCUUAGCACGCUGGUCAGCGCGGAGGGCGCCACUGGGCAGACGUCUGUUGUUCCAGCAAACGGGAUGCCCGAAAAUCCAGCGCACCCUAUAGCGGCCGCAGGUUACCAAAUCCCGCCGUGA